AUGGCUCCAAUACAACAAGUGAGAUCCCAACCUCUAAUGUCAUCGUCACAACAAACGAAAACUCAGUCUAUGUUUAAUCCAAACCAAUUACAACUUACGUCAUCUGGACAACAGACGAAAACUUUAAUUCUGUCUCCACCACUAUCUCCAACAAGACCUAUAUCUCCAACAAUACCUUUAUCUCCGCAAAAAUCAAUUCCAUCUAUAACCCCUUCACGAACUUUGUCUCCACAAUUAAACAAAUCUCAAUCUAUGUUUCCUCAAUCACUAUCUCCACCACUAUCUCCCCGUAAACCAACACAAUCACUAAGUAAACAACGAUCUUUACCUUCAUUUCGAUCAGUUCAAUCACAACCUUUACCCCCUCAGUUACAACAAGUACGGGAUUCACAACCUCCAUCACCGACACAAGAACUAGAAAAUCCUAACAUGAAUUCAUCGAUUUAUAAUAACAAUACAAACAAUUCUUCUUCACAAAAACUACAAAUUCAUACUUCCCCUGAUCCAAAAUCAAAUAAAUCAGAUGAAUCCUUAUCACCUAUCAUAGAGACUCUUAGUCCAAUGUCAAAAAAAACUUCUUUCGCAUUAUUAACAAGAGCUGACUUAGCAUUAAUAGCUGGAUGGAUUGAUGGUUUAGAUUUAUCAUCACCUGAAGAUGCUUCAUAUGCAGUUACUGAUGUUCCAUAUAAAUUUAAAUUAUUAGCUCGUGGAUCUCGUCAUGGAUUUAGCGACAAAGUAUUUCAUAAAAGAUGUGAUAAUAAAGGACCUACAAUAACUGUUAUAAAAUUAAAAGAUGUUAAUGAUAUGGUUAUUGGAGGUUAUAAUCCUGUGAAAUGGCAAUCACCAUUAAUGAGAAAAUUUGAAAAAUGUCAUCAUAGUUUUGUAUUUUCAUUAAAAACUAAUGGUGAUGAUAAAGAUUCUGCAAAUACAAAAGAAAUGCAGGAUGAUGAAAUUUUAGAAACUAGUUUAGCUAGUAAAUAUAAUAUAAGUAAUCGUAAUUUAAUAAUUAACACUACUCCUUUUAAACAUGAAUCUUCAUUUGGUAGAGUUUCUUACUCAAAAUAUGCUAUUAAUUUAUCUAAGAGUACUGGACCAGCUUUUGGAACUACGGAUUUGAUAAUGAAAGAUGGUGAGGUUAAAUGUAAACCUGAUUGUUAUUCUUUAGAUUUAUUGAAAAAAAUUGACGGUGAAACGGAUACAUUUGAUAACGUAAAGAGCUAUAGGAUAGAAGAAUAUGAAGUAUAUCUUUUGUUGAAGAGAAAAUAA
This is a messenger RNA of Dentiscutata heterogama, 1266 nucleotides long. NCBI's taxonomy places the organism in Eukaryota, Fungi, Glomeromycota, Glomeromycetes, Diversisporales, Gigasporaceae. The record is from the annotation of a GenBank genome assembly.